AUUCCAACAAAAACUUCUGUUGACGAGCCCAGUGCCUCCAUCGCCGGCACCGUUCUUCCGUCGUAGGCUAACCUCCCGUCGCCCUCAAUCGUCGGAAAACAAGUAAGUUUACUUUUUCCGGUCAGUUUUCCAGUUUUCCGGCAAGUUUUCUAGUUUUCCGGCGAAAAACACGGCGGGCCGAAAAAAAAUUGCGGCCGGAGCGACGUCGGGCGAAAAAAUUUGCGGCCGGAGCGACGUCGUGCCGAAAAAAAUAUGCGGCCGGUACGACGGCCGGCCGAAAAAUUCUUUCGGCCCCGGCGACGCCUCGGCCGCAAAUUUUUUUCGGCCGGUCGCCGAACACGCCCCUGGUAACGGCCGAAAAAAAUUUGCGGCCGGAGCGGCGUCGGGCCGAAAGAAUUUUUCGGCCGGACGGCGCACUGGCCGCAAAUGUUUUUCGGCCCGGCGGCGCACCGGCCGCAAAUUUUUUUCGGCCGGCCGACGCACCGGCCGCAAAAUUCUUUCGGCCCGGCCAGUUUUUGUAUUUAAUUUAAUAUGAUAAUUAAUUAGUCAAUAAAAAAUUACUUAAUUAGUUAAUAAAAAUUAGCAAUUAGUGUUAAUAUUUAUUUAAGUUGGUGUAUAAAUGUUUUUUUGGUAAUAAGCGUUUGAAAGUUUAAUUACUUAGAUUAGUUAAUGAAAUUUUAAUUAAUUAAGAAUUGAUUUAACAAUUAAUGUUAAUAUUCAGUACAUUAGUUAAUAGAAAAUUAAUUAAUUUGUGAUUAAUUAACAAUUAAUGUUAAUAGUACAUUAGUUAACAGAAAUUUAAUUAAUUUGUGAUUAAUUAACAAUUAAUGUUAAUAGUACAUUAGUUAAUAGAAAAUUAAUUAAUUAGUGCACAUCCAAGUAUGAUAUUGUGUAAAUUUGUAGAUAAUUAGAUAUGGAUGAUGCGGGUGGGAAUGAGUUGUAUACAUUCAAUGGUAGGGUUGUUGAUGCAUCAGCACGAAAGAAGAAUAAGGAGAAUAAGCGCUCUCGAGAUAUUGGACAUCAGUCACAGGCAAAUUUAGGGGAGGAUGAGUUAGAGGCUCUUACUGUAGUUGCUCGUUCGGCAUCACGGGCGUCUGGUUCCCAUGGGAGGAACCAGGGUGCUGCAUCGAGAGUGGUCUCGACUGAGUUUGAUGAGGACGAUAAUGAUGAGGAUAUCGAGGUCCCUCCACCUACGCGUGGACAUGGACGAGGGCCUUCUUGUACGGCAACAUCACGUCCUGCUAUGUAUAUGGACAGAGCUGGGCGAUUCGUACCACCUGCUCGUCAGAAGACAGAGAGCUCGGGGACUGGACGGAGUAGGGGACGACAUUCGAGUGGUCCUCCACCGUGGGAGCUUGUUGGUGAGUGUCCUGGUGGACCUACGGAUCCUAGCCUCAUUAGGAGCUUUCGUGGCCACGUUGCCUAUGUGCAUAGUGCAGUGAUAAGAACAUGGUUGGUGGCAAAGUACCUGGUUCCGCAUCAAUAGGCAAUACAGUAUAGGCAUCAUCGUAGCGGUUGGGUAGUGGACAGUUUCCAUUAUUGACAUCAAACACCUGGUAUGUGAAGACCAUGACUGCGAUGUUGUAGAUGGUGGCAAACACGAACAAGUCCUCAGAAUCCAUCCAUCGCCCCAGUGGUGCGGAACCCGCCUCUAGCCAAUUGAUGCGGUCAAUGUGAGCUAGUGGACCACCAAUAUACAAGUUCUCGUACUUCCAAAAAUGUUGUUGGAUUUCUUGGACAAUCGUCAAUCUCAUGAGCAGAUAGUGACUAUCAUCCCCAUAAAUACAAUGAGAAAGUGCCCUAAAACCACAAUGGCCGUCUGGACUAGGGUUGAAAUCGCCUACCAGUAAAGGUCGAACAAACUCUGGAAAAAGCUCAUCGAUGUAAGGGUAAGAAUAUUGCCCUGGGGGGCUCUGGGAUGAGUAAUCUACAAAAAUAUACCAAACGGUCAAAAUUACAUGGCGGCAAAUAGCAAGCCCCUUGGUAAUACCCAAGAGAGGCCAAGAGUUCCAAGUCCCAACCCUAGCUGCGCGAGUCCAUCUCGAAAAUCUCACCAGGCGGCAGGCACCAUCGUCUUCGUCCCUCUUCUCUGCUUCCACAACUCUGCUAUGCCUGACCGCCUCAGCCGCCCGUCUAGUCGUCUCCGUCAUCGGUCGUCGUCGCCUCACAUCGCCCGCCUCGCUGUCGCCUCGCCUUCUUCUUUCUAGUCGCCAGCCUGCUCAUCGAGUUGUCAUCCCCGCUCCGCCACUCAUCGUCGAGCCGUUUUCCCCUUCUCAAUUCAACCCGGUCGCCGUCGCCCGUUGGAGGAAUCCCAGCUCCAUCGCCCGUCGCCGGUCAGUGUAACAAAUUAGAUUAGGGAUUUGCCGAUUUGGUAGAUGGGAAAUGGGAUGAAUAAUGAAACUGUUUAUUGUUUAUUUGUUUUGAUGAAUGCAAUAGGUUGUUAAAUUGAAUUUGAUGGAAACGAUGAACAUAUGGGGGAAGAAGAUUGGGUUGGGAAGAUGGAAAGGUGUAGUGGCUUCAAUCUUGGAAGAUGGCGAUUAUGGGUUGGGGAAGAGUCGGGCAAGGGCUGGGUUGGGGAGUGGAGUCGGGUCAAGCAUUGGGUUGGUUAAACUGAUGUGGAUGGAUUUGUUGAUGUGGAGGGUUUUGUUUUAAUUUUUUUAGGUCAAAAUUUGCUGAUUAGGUGUUUUCGUCAGCCAUGUCAGCAAAUAACUGACGGUGUUAACAGAAACUAACGGAGAGUGAUCAAACUUGAACCAUUUAACUAAUUUGAGUGACCAAAAUUGGAUUUAAAUAUUUCUAGUGACCAAACAUGAAUGUUUUUUGUAAACCUAGUGACCAAGAUUGAAUUUAAAUAAUUCUAGUGACUCCAGGAUGGUUCAAGGUCGGGAGGAAGAAACAAUUCGUAAGCACAAAUUUUAGUUAGAAGAACCACAAAGCAUUUAACUAAAUGAUCUAGUUGAAUAAUAUACAAUCUGCAUAUAUAAAUUUAGUAACAUAACCAUCAUUGGAGUUAUAGAAAUUGAGACUACAAUCAUUAAAGUCAAACAUGUAGCAACUCACUGCGUGCACCAAAUUACAUAGAUAGUGGUUACUUUAGCAAAUUAUACAUAUUCAUUAUUAGGCGUGAAUCAGAUUAAAGAAAUAUAGCAUCUCGAUUAAUUCUAGAAAAAUGUCAAUUGGUUAUUGUUGGAAAUGUUUAUGAAUAGUUUUGAAAGCUAUAGAGUCUCAAGUGGAAAAACUACCACAUUGGUAGUUUUACUUGGUGAAAUGGGUAUAAAGAUAGGAGCCUCUUUCCCAAGGGCAUGCCCCUUGGGGUGACCCACUUUUGUGGGAGAGGGAGGACCUAACGGACCACCACACACACGCGCGCGCCGUCCGACCGGUUGGUCGGUCGGUCGGUAUGUUGGUUCACUUGAGACUACAUAUAUAUUUUUUACAGAAAUUCCGAACGAAAUUAAUUAUUAAUCGGUUA
This is a messenger RNA of Linum trigynum, 3472 nucleotides long. The record is from the annotation of a GenBank genome assembly. NCBI's taxonomy places the organism in Eukaryota, Viridiplantae, Streptophyta, Magnoliopsida, Malpighiales, Linaceae.